Mastomys coucha (southern multimammate mouse) is the source of this 1944-nucleotide messenger RNA. RefSeq names its product zinc finger protein GLI4-like. The transcript is spliced from 3 exons. The record is from RefSeq and is a predicted model, not a curated record. Gene Ontology annotation, biological process: regulation of transcription by RNA polymerase II. The coding region runs from base 421 to 1455 and encodes 344 amino acids. NCBI's taxonomy places the organism in Eukaryota, Metazoa, Chordata, Mammalia, Rodentia, Muridae. Gene Ontology annotation, molecular function: DNA-binding transcription factor activity, RNA polymerase II-specific; RNA polymerase II cis-regulatory region sequence-specific DNA binding.
UCCCUGACAAUCUGCAAGACUGAGCAAGGUUAGCUGCAGCUUGUGGCAUCAAGUAUGGUCCUGGUUGGGGUCGAUUCCAAUGACGCCACUAUGACAUCCUCCGAGGCCCAAUACCCGGGCUCGCACACUUCUGCCUCGCGCAGAAAUGAGAACUUCUGCCGGGCUUUUCAGCUAAUUUGAAAGCAGAUCGUCCAGACCGGACUGUGUUGGGCUGUUGGGUGGACAACCUCUGCGGGGAAGCUACAAGCCUUAAAGGCUUUGAGCGUCAAAAGGCCACAGAGGCGUAGUCCUCCCGGGUCCAGAGCGUCCCAGAAUCGGGGGCGGGGCUUCCCAGAGGCGGAGCACUUCCGGCCAGCGAGCGCGGGCAGCCUCCUCCCUUUCUCAUGGUCCCAGGUGCCUCUCUGAGCAGGGUUCAGGAAGAUGGCUACACUAGAGGAUGUUGAGGAGUCCCUUCCUGUCUUACCACUCAACAGUCUCUCAUCACCAGGGACACCUGGAGACCAGCCCCAUGUGGCACUCCAUGGGCACCCUCACGACUCUGGGUGGGAGCCUGAGAAGACUCCACCCUCUCUCAACUCCUGCAGUCUUGGAGAUGGGCUGGCCUCAGAUGGAAGGGCACUGAGGGGCCCCUUGAAGAGCCUUCCCGGCAUGUCUCAGUGUGGAGACAGCGUUGGCCAGGAAUAUAGCUUGGAGCAGCCAGCAGGUUUGCCUCCGGGAACCAUGCCCUGCUCUCAGAGCAGAGCCCCUUGGCACAUGCUACUCUUGCCCCAGGGAGCCCCGGGGACGGAGGGUAGUGCUGAGAAGACUGCUGAACUGGGCAGUAGUUUGGGUGGAGACUGCCAGCAGGCAGGUGCACAGGGCACCAAGGCACACCGCUGUGAGGCCUGUGGUAAGAGCUUCAAGUACAACUCUCUUCUGCUGAAGCACCAGCGCAUCCACACGGGGGAGAAGCCCUACGCCUGUCAUGAGUGUGGCAAGCACUUUGGGAGCUGGUGGGGCUUCAUGCAGCACCGCCGCGUCCACACAGGCGAGAAGCCCUAUGAGUGCAGCCAGUGUGGCCAGGCCUUCAGCCAAAGCUCACACUUCACAGAGCACUUGCGCAUCCACAAUGGCGAGAAGCCCUACAAGUGUGGCGAAUGUGGCCACGCCUUCAGCCAGAGCUCCAACCUGGUUCGCCACCAGCGACUGCACACUAGGGAAAAGCCGUAUGUCUGCAGCCAGUGUGGCAAGGCCUUCAUCUGGAGCUCUGUGCUCAUCGAACACCAGCGUAUUCACACGGGCGAGAAGCCCUACAGGUGCGAAGACUGCGGCAAGGCCUUCCGAGGACAGUCACACUUCUUCAGGCACUUACGGACCCACACGGGUGAGAAGCCCUUCACCUGUGACACCUGUGGCAAAGCUUUUGGCCAGAGCUAUCAGCUCAUCCAGCACCAGAGGGUGCACCUCCAUGAGUAGCUCUCACCCCAAUAAAGUUUGGGUAAACCUCCUACUGAGUGAGAUGGGGAUGCUUUAGAGGUCCAUGGCGGGAGGUGAGACCUGUGUCCAGGUGUGAUGGCCAAAGAAACUCCAUUUUAUGGUAGAUAUUCAACUUGGAACCCACUAGCCAUUUCUCUCUGACUUCCAGUUCCUGGAAGAUCCCAGUAACCCUGACUUAGUGACUCCUGCCCAAAAAUGUAUAGCCAUGACCAUCUACUUGUUACAUGACUGACUGCUUUUUUGGCUUCUGUAACCUGCUUAUUCAGACAUUCAAGGCCUAUUUUGAGGUCGCCCCUCACUACCUAACCUUCACAGAGCAGCACAGCUCCUGGCUUGCUUAUGUAGACACUCGGUGGGUUUUGCUGUUACAAAUCCUUCCCUCACCUCUUCAAACAGCAGUCUCUAGUGUGGCUCAGAGACUAGUGUCCUGCUAUCAGGUUCAAUAAAUUUAUAACUAAUUACAAUCCA